This is a messenger RNA of Kwoniella shivajii, 1275 nucleotides long. RefSeq lists its product as uncharacterized. The record is from RefSeq and is a predicted model, not a curated record. The transcript has 9 exons. Gene Ontology annotation, biological process: carbohydrate catabolic process. NCBI's taxonomy places the organism in Eukaryota, Fungi, Basidiomycota, Tremellomycetes, Tremellales, Cryptococcaceae. Bases 1 to 1275 code for a protein of 424 amino acids. Gene Ontology annotation, molecular function: magnesium ion binding; L-rhamnonate dehydratase activity.
AUGCCUAAGGAGUGGCCCAAAAUCGCUAAACUUGAGACCUUCAUCCCCAGUGCCCAAGGGUCUGGAGGAGAUUAUCACCGACAAGGAAAAGGCCAUUGGAUCAUCCAAGGUGAUAUAUCAUGCCCUAUGCAUUCAUACCCUGACUGGAGGGAGUCCCGUGCCAAGUGGGGUAUCGGAGUGCUCGGAAGUCUUUUCGUAAAAUUGACCGCUACCGAUGGUACUGUUGGUUACGCUACUGGAUUCGGUGGACCCCCUGCUUGUUGGCUGAUUGAAGAGCAUUUUGCAAGAUUCGUAGUUGGUCAAGAUCCUAGAGAUACCAACAUGAUCUGGGAUCAAAUGUUCAAAGCUUCCAUGUUCUACGGAAGAAAGGGUCUUCCUCUUGCUGCCAUUUCAGUUGUCGAUCUUGCUCUGUGGGACUUGCAAGGUAAAAUUCGAGGCGAACCCAUCUACAAGAUGAUUGGGGGUCGAACCAAAAAAGAUAUCCCUCUUUAUCUCACAGGUCCUCAGAGUGCUUCCGCAAAGAAACUCGGUUUCUGGGGUAGCAAAGUCCCUCUUCCCCAUGGUCCUCCAGAUGGUGAAGAAGGUAUCCGAAAGAAUGUUGCCUUCCUUAAGAGCAAGAGAGAUGAAGUAGGACCUGAUUAUCCCAUCAUGGUUGACUGUUGGAUGUCUCUUACUGUUCCUUACACCUUGAGAUUAGUCAAAGCUGUCGAAGAUGCUGGUGUUGCAAUUCAUUGGUGGGAAGAAGUACUGCACCCCGAUGACUUUGAUGGGCACAGAACCCUUAAGAAGGCCUUCCCUCAUAUCCUAUUCACCACCGGAGAACACGAAUACUCCAAGUAUGGUUUCCGGAAGCUCAUCGAGGAUCGAUCUAUUGACAUUCUCCAACCCGAUGUCAUGUGGCUUGGUGGUUUGACCGAGUUGAUCAAGGUUGCGUCUAUGGCUGCCGCUUAUGACAUCCCCGUCGUCCCUCAUGGCUCUGGUCCUUAUUCUUUCCAUGCUAUCAUGAGUUUCCCCAACUCCGACUUCUGUGAAUAUAUCGCAAACUCACCCGAUGGACACACUGUCUGGCCUUCAUUUGGUAAUCUUUUCACCAACGAAGUCCUCCCCGUUAAUGGAAGAGUAAAUCUUACUGACGAGCCCGGAUUUGGUUUGGAGCUCAACCCUAACGCAGACUUGGUACCGUACUCCGCGUUUUUCAAGCCUGCAAAAGGCAUCGGAUAUGCCAAUGAGAAACCCGAGGAAAUUCAACCCCAAAACAUCCCCGAUGCCGUGUGA